AUGGACAGCUCGCCCCGGCUGCCCCUACAACGGCGCCAUGAUCUCGACGUCGUGAAGCAACAACUCGUCGUUGUCGUCUCCGCCGCAGCAACAGUCUUCGUCUUAUGUCCAGAAUGGCUACAAUUCUACAGAAACCUCGCUGUCAUUCCUCUUCUAGCAUGGCUCACGGCCAAGGCCUUCGACCUGGUCAUCAUGCUGAAUGAUAAAUGGGACAAUGCACCAGCCAUGGUCAAAUACUUUGUUCCUAUUGACUUUCCCCAGAUAACACCUCCGUUUGAAAAGAUGCGCAGCCUGGGGAAUAGGCAGUUGCUCGUCGCGAGGACCAAGUUUCGACAUUUGUCUUUGGAGGUCAGGGCGGUGGUUUUAACUCUGGUGAAUUGGGUUUUGUCUCGAUUUGGUGGCAGCGAAUCUAAAGUCGAGUCACCAGGAUCUGAGCACAAGACAACAAAACCUGCGCCAAAGCCAGAUGAAUGGGUAGCGAUUUUAGUCACAACACCGCUCAUUAACGACGACAGCACCAUCGAUUUCGGCACGAAUACAAUCGUCGAGAUUGGUGAAGUGAUUACCUGGGAACACACGCAGACGACAUCGGUUCCGGCCAUUCUCCCGUCAUCCACAUUUCACGUGCAAAUGACAGUUUGUCUGGUUCCUCGGAGCAUAUGGUAUUCCCGCAAGACUGUCCUAGAGAAGUUCACCACAGGGCUUUACUGGAACCACCAACCAGGGCAGUCAGUAUGUCAAGGGGAACAAUGGGAUGAAGAUCGAGUUCGGAGCAUCUCGAAAGUCCAAGUCAUUGGGCACGUGGAAAAGCGCAACAACAUCCACAAAGUCAAUGAAUGCUUCGAGUCCCUUCGCCAAGGCUGGGACGAUGUGAACAUAUACUGGAGUGACAUUGACUUUGCCAUCAUCUUCGCCUUCCUUCUCGUUGGCACGUAUUCAGUGGACAUAUGCAAGAAACUCUUUGAUCAAUUCUCAAACCUCCGUGUUGAAAAGGCCAGUCGGAAUAAGGAACUCAAUCGCACGCGCUUGGGCGCUGGUGCAGCCGUCUUGACACUGUUGACCGGAGGAUUAGCUGCUCCUAUCACGAUACCAAUGAUGAUGGGAGCCGAGAUGACAACGUCAACACAUGAUCGAUACUUGUGGGGAGAAAGGAUGAGGAUGUGCAAAGAGCUCUUGGGCAAACAUGAGCAGCUAGAAGGGGUUAUUGAGUUGGAAGAUACAAACGCCCCAAAGGCUAUUGACCCGACGCCUUUCUUUUUGCCCAAGACUAUGGAGUCGAGCUGGUUUGUUGAUGAUACUUGGUGA
Fusarium redolens is the source of this 1305-nucleotide messenger RNA. RefSeq lists its product as uncharacterized. Bases 1 to 1305 code for a protein of 434 amino acids. The record is from RefSeq and is a predicted model, not a curated record. NCBI's taxonomy places the organism in Eukaryota, Fungi, Ascomycota, Sordariomycetes, Hypocreales, Nectriaceae. The transcript is spliced from 3 exons.